Aegilops tauschii subsp. strangulata is the source of this 564-nucleotide messenger RNA. NCBI's taxonomy places the organism in Eukaryota, Viridiplantae, Streptophyta, Magnoliopsida, Poales, Poaceae. The record is from RefSeq and is a predicted model, not a curated record.
AUGCACCCAGGACUUCGUUUUUCGCCGGAUUUAGCGAAUGUUACGGCCGGCGCGCCCACCCCACACCCAGCUCCCUGCGGGGCAGCUGGGAACGCCGGCGCUCGCCUUUUGCAUGCACAGGCCCACCUGCAGCCCCUCUCUCUCCCCUCUCCCCUCUCUCCUCUCCUUUCUCUCUUCCUUCCACCGCCCCUCAUCUCCCCUCGCCGGCCUUGCUCCUCUCCUCGUCGGCCGCCGCCCCGCAUCUCCCCGCUCGCCGCCUUGCUCCUCUCCUCGCCGCUCCCUUCCUGCUCGCCGCCGUGCUGCGUCCGGCUCCACCCGACCAGAGACAGAGGAGCAGAGGGGAGAGGCGAAGCCGGCGACGGGCCGGCCGGCUCCUGCCGUCUCCGGCCGAGCGGAGCACACCGGCGGCCGCGGCUGGGCCCGCCGCACCCGUCCCCGGCCAGAGGGAGGCGCGGGAAGGCGCGGGGACGCGGCAACGGGCGGCGCCAGAGGAGAAACAGAGGCAAGCGGGUGACGGUGGUCUUCGACGGUGUGGGCAACUCCGACGGGCUCCGGCUGAUAUAA